Messenger RNA from Pelobates cultripes (western spadefoot toad), 306 nucleotides. The record is from the annotation of a GenBank genome assembly. Lineage: Eukaryota; Metazoa; Chordata; Amphibia; Anura; Pelobatidae.
GAAACACAGAGAGCCAAAAUAAGUCACUUCCGGGUGACGCACGCAAUUCUAUUACUCACCACGGUUGAGACGUCCAGCGGGAAAAUAUACUACGUGUCCCAUCAGGCUCUGGAGUUCGCAGUACAUCACUUCCGGGCGACGUAUGCGACUCCAGAGAGAUCUGGAAGUGGAUCAGCACACUGGAUUGAAAUAAUGACAGUAAGGCUGCUUAUAACUAUCUGGAUAGUUUCCCGGCGUAUUGAUACUUCUGAAGAAGCCCAAACCCGGGGGAAACGCGUUAAGUGGGGACUGGAAGCACUUUUUUAA